This is a messenger RNA of Terrapene triunguis (Three-toed box turtle), 2730 nucleotides long. RefSeq names its product KIAA0408 ortholog. The coding region runs from base 109 to 2196 and encodes 695 amino acids. The record is from RefSeq and is a predicted model, not a curated record. Lineage: Eukaryota; Metazoa; Chordata; Testudines; Emydidae. The transcript has 5 exons.
UCAAAGACAAGAAAGACUUAUUCUGAUAAAAUCAAUCCCAGCUUCCAGGAAACAUUCAGGAAAGAAGAGGAGCAGAAACGCCUUUUAGUUGAUACUCAUAGUGCAGCAAUGGACCUGCAUAAACAACUGGAGAAUACUGAGAGAAACUGGACCAAAGAGAAGAUGGAACUGCUGGAGAGAUUUGACAGUGAAAGGAAGGAGUGGGAAAAUCAGUGGAAGGUCAUGCAGAAGAAAAUAGAAGAGCUUUACCAGGAGGUAAAACUAAGGCGGGAGAGCAAUAUGAAUGUCCGGGAUAAUAAGGCCAUUCAAAGCAAGAUGCUGCAGCUAUCUGUAUAUUCCCCUACUUCAGAACGGAGUGACACAGCAGAACUGAACUGUCGACACAACUUGGCAAAUGGCUGGAAGGAAGAAAAGAGUUUGCUCAGUAAAUCAGAACAAGAAUGUAAAGAAACUAGAACUCAGAGGAAAAACAAUGUUUUAUUAAGGAACAGUCUGGCCUUUGACAACCAGGAGAAAUAUGAAGACCUCCUCAGCUUGAAAACUCCUAAGAAAGAUACCAGUAGCUAUGCUGGUGAUCUCAAUGCAGCUCUUAAAGAACUGGCGAAAGUUAGUGAAGAGUUAUGCAGCUAUCAAGAGGAAAUUCGAAAGAAGCCCAACCACAGAAGAAUGAAGUCACUUCCUUUUCUGGAAGAAUUUGAAGAAACCCAAAACACAGUUAUUAUGCCUGAGAUGAACCGCAUGUCCAGCAAUGAACCACAAACUUCUUCCCUCACCUUUGAAACAGAAGGACAAAAUAACAGGAAGAACUUGAUGAGUGCCAACAGGGGUUUGAAAGAUUUGCCUUGUAGCUCUCUUACUGGUGAUAGAGGAAGAGACUUCAUGCCCUGGCCAAAAAAAGAAGCCCCCCCAAUUCCUCCACGGAGCACUUCUCGACAUCUGACAAGCUCACUUUCUGCAGCUGUACACGUCUCUGAAGUACCCGUAAAAGAUUCAGGCAGCAGAAGCAACUGUAAGGUUCAGGAGGGUAGGAAUGGAAGGAAAUGUAUUAAUCCUUCUCUUGCAAAACAGAAUGAAGCUCCAGUGGUACAUGCAAAUGAAGGGAAGUCUGUGAAAGGUGGUGCAGUGGUAACUGCUUCAGUACCUAUAGCCAAAAAAGAGAGAGUCUCUGAGUGCAGUGUAGCGGCAGGUUUUUGUCACAACACAUGGUCAUGUGAUGUGGGCAAGCUUGGAAAAGGUACUCAGAAUGGAGCUUCCCCAUUGUCUGCCCAGAAAAGCUGUUCAGAUGGAAAUAUGGUGCAAACAGAGAAUGUGCACAGGAGACAUUGCCCUAAAUCUUCUAAUGUUCUACAUUAUGGUAAUGACUCCUGUGACCCUGCAAUGCUGCCAAAGAAGACCCAAAGAAAUGAAAUGUUGGCAGCAAAGAUUGAUGAAUUUAACAGGACUGUAUUUCAUACAGAUAAAUGCAACAAAUCUUUGCAAGAAAAUCAGAAGCUUCAAACACCAACUGGAGAUCAUAAACACUGUGGUCCAGGGUGUGACUGUAUGGUUAACAGAACAGAAACUGUAAAUGCAUCUUAUGUUUCAAAUCCCAGACUCUCUGCAGCAAAGAAACAGGAUCCCUGCAAUCCAACCAAAACUGCCAGAACAACAGGGCAACAAAAGCAAAUAAAUGGACUUCUAAGCACCAGUGGCUACCGGCAUAUGCUUCAUGAGCAUGAUUGGAGACCAAUUAAUUUAUCUGGUCGCCCGCGUUCAGCUGACUCAAGGUCAAACUAUGGAGUUGUUGAAAAACUUUUGAAAAACUAUGAAAAAUCAACAGUGACUUCUUUGUAUAAUUCUAAAUGCUGCAAAGAUAAGUGGACACAGUCAGAUUCUGAGUUCACAGAUGGGAGUUGUGAGACAUCGAGUCAGUAUUUAGAAAUGCUCCAGAUAGAGCAAGGAAAGCAAGAGUUUCAGAGGAAUUCAGCCAGGUGUGUUGGGAAGCAAGUCAAACAAGGCAAAGAGAGACAGAAGUUACCAGAGAUAUCUGUGCCAGCUAAAUGUUCAACUGGGAAAGGCUUCUCCCGGCCAGCGCGACCAGCAAAUAGACGCUUACCUUCCAGGUGGGCAUCCAGAUCACCUUCAGCACCACCUGCUGUGAGAAUGACCACACACAGUUAUUCUCUCUCACCUCAGUCAGAGACGGCAGUAGUCUGAACUCAAGGAUGAAUUUGAUGAUGUUGUGAAAUGUGAAAGCUCUGCGCCUCUUUAUACCUGUGUGUUCUGUGAUUGUGAUAGCAACCAGUUCUACACUGUUGUAUAUCAUCCAAGAGUAAUCCUGUCACUUGACUUACUGGGCAAAGCAUUUUCAAUCUUAGAUCAUCAUCGCAGUCUUCAGUGUUUUUAUUGAUGAAAUAAUUAUACCCCUUGUUUUCUUUUUCUCUCUCUUUCUUUCUUAAAUGGCUCACAAAGAAUUACUUUUGAAUGACAUCCUCCUUGGUUUGCCAAUCUUUUGAGUUGAUACAAUGUAUAGUUCUGUAUAUUCUGACUUUUCUGCAAACAGCAGAAAGUAAAGCUGUAUGCAUGAUCAUGUGUUUGUAGGUGCAUGUGUUGGAAUAGGAAGUAUACAGGUAUGUAUUUAGAAGAGACAAACUCUGUGCUAGUGUUGACACUGAAAUUACAACAUAUAUGCCUAUAUAUACUUUGUGUUUAUUUAAAUUUUUUGAAAAUAUAAAGUCCUGAUGACAUUUA